GGCACCUCAGUGGAUGAGCGCCGGGGGAAUCCUGUACUGAAGUCGAUUUUAAGUUGUAAACAUGUUACCACUGCGCGCUUAUAGAAUUAGUUGUGUUGUUUUAUCCGAAUGGUGACAUCAUGUUGACCCCAUCACUGUAGCUAGGUUAAAUACCGACGCACGUAUUGAGGUGGUGUGCUGUUUUCUAUUAAAAAGAGAGUGAGUCAUCGGGGAUAGUGCGGAGUGUAAUUUAGCUUUGCUUUGGAAGUGUGACACAUAGACCAUGUCCAAACUUGGAAGGGGAGGGUCUUUGGUCAGCUGUUGUGUCGGGCACUUUCUGGACUUUGCUAUGUAUCAUAGAACUCAAACUCAGGCGGAUGUAUAAAACAGCUUAGCUAUUUACUGAUUUCAGUUAUCUUUGGUCAGACGGAAACGGAAGGUCAGUCUUCCCAUCAAAAAGUAUUUCAUAGUGGGAAAACUCUUUGAAGUUGCUGAGAGCUGUUACAUUCAACGCAGAGCGAUUUUCUGGCUUGAUUUUUUUCAAAGAGGUAAUGGUAACAGCUCAGUUUCCUGAAGUUGCUGACAACGGAUUAAUUUCUACACUUUAUAAAACGACACUUUGUUAAGAUUCCCUUAUUCUUUACGGCGUCGCACCAUGGGAGAUGGGGAUUACUAUACGUUGGGGAGCAGGCAAAGGGCACCGAGAGAUCCUUUUAGAGAGCAGUCUAUGGCAUCUCGCUUUAUGGAUGAAGACUUUGGAAUGCCCUUCCCCGAAGACCUCUCAAUGGACUGGCCUGGCUGGGCACGGUCACGGCUGAGCACCCGACUUACCCCACCAUGGACGGGGGGCUUGCGCACGGGGUUCCCCCGUACAUCAAUGGGCUCGCCCACCGUGUACAGCUCGAUGUACAGCGAGCCUCGCAGCUCACCCACGCCUAACCCAGACGAACCGUGGAAAGUGUGUGUGAAUGUGCACAGCUUCAAACCGGAGGAGCUUAACGUCAAAACUAAAGACGGUUUUGUAGAAGUGUCAGGGAAACACGAAGAGAAGCAGGAUGAGGGAGGCAUCGUGACUAAAAACUUCACAAAGAAAAUUCAGAUCCCGGUAGAUGUUGACCCUCUCACGGUGUUCGCCUCGCUCUCUCCCGAGGGGGUGCUCAUCAUCGAGGCGCGCCAGACGCCGCCAUAUUACCUCUACAGCAGCGAGAUGCCCAGGGACGAGCCCGUGGCAGCGGCAGCGGCAGCAGCAGAGGCAGAGCCCAACCCUCAGGAGGCCAACGUAGCAUAACUUGGCAAACAUCACCAUGCCCCUUGCAGUAUUAAAGGCCAUCCAGCUAAUCCAAUAGAUGUUUUUCCCUCCCUCCCUCCCUCCCCCCUCUCUCUCUAUCUCUCUCUCUCUCUCUGUCUGUCUGUCUAUCCCUCCCAACGGCUGGGGCUUAGGCCCACAGUGUGAGGUGAAUGGCUGUCUUAUGAGCUCUAUGCCCGAGCACCUUACACACAAGAUUUUGAUGCUCCCCGAAGAAAGGCACAUAGCCUCAAGCCCUCUUAGAUCUGGAUUGGAUUUGAGCUGGAGGUCUUCCUGUUUCUGUUAGAUUGCCAACCGUUUUGACUUCCGUCAUACCCUUUUUAUACGUUUUUAAACAUAAAACGGGCUUUAUAAUGGGGUGGACAAUAAGGCAUUUAGGUAAACACGAGUUCUGAAACAUGCAGUGAAGUAUUACAUUACAUACAGUAUGUGGUAUAGCGGUUUGUGGGUUGCCUUGAGAACAAGUAGAUUGUAUGUGUUGCUAUGUUCUGUUAUCACAGGUGAGAAUUACUUUGAGAAUUAUGUUGAGGGACAAAAGAUCACUUGCUGAAAAAACCCUCAGAUGCCUAGAUAUUGCAAACAGAUAGUGUAUGUACCCCCCAGAUGGUGUAUGUGCCCCACAUAUAGUGUAUGUAACCCCCAGAUAGUAGCUCUGCUACUGAUUCACAUUAGAUCAGGGCUAGAUCAGGGGGGUAUUCCAAGUACCUGGUUUAGUAACAUACCUGGGUAAAUUAACUCAGGUAAACCUCCUGAUAGAAGAGCCAUAUCGCUUUUCUUUUCUAGGAGAAUAAAGCCAUAGGGCCCUUCUAUAAGAAGGUUUACCACUUACUCUUAGUUACCACUUACUCUAAGAGUUAAAUUAUUCAGAUUGAAUUAAACCACGUACUGGGAAUACCCACCAGGUCAGAUCAGGGUCAUAUCCAUAGCAGCUAGCACAAAACAAAAAAAACAGAAAGGUGAAAUACUAUCUUCCAUGACGUCCUCACCAGUCUACCAUGGAAAUGCUUGUCUUUCCUCCUAACAGGCAACUCCAUCUUCUGUAUGCAGUGUGUUUGUUUAACCUUGCUAGCUUUGUGUUUUGUGUAAAGACUGAAGCACAUAAAAAUCAAUGCGCCAUUGACCAGUUAAUGAGGUCAGCUGUGUAGCAGAUAGGGAAGUGUUCCCUUAUUGGCGAUGCAUUGAUGCUUUACUCAUUGUAAAUAUAUAAAUCAAUAUAUUAACCAGUCUGGUCAUGGGAGAUUAUUACGAUUUUAAUAGAGGUCUUACAAAAUGAUGUUUUUUUUAAUUAUGUGUGGUGAAGAUGUAUUCUCUACAAAGUGAAUGAAAUUUUACCAGACUUAUACCAGAUGCCUUUGUAUUGUAUGUACAUGCAAUAAUAUUAAUAAUAAUAAUAAAAACAACCUUCUCUCACUA
Clupea harengus (Atlantic herring) is the source of this 2698-nucleotide messenger RNA. RefSeq names its product heat shock protein family B (small) member 8 (gene hspb8). The record is from RefSeq and is a predicted model, not a curated record. Lineage: Eukaryota; Metazoa; Chordata; Actinopteri; Clupeiformes; Clupeidae. Gene Ontology annotation, molecular function: protein homodimerization activity. Gene Ontology annotation, cellular component: cytoplasm; nucleus; protein folding chaperone complex. Gene Ontology annotation, biological process: cellular response to unfolded protein.